Neoarius graeffei (lesser salmon catfish) is the source of this 1796-nucleotide messenger RNA. RefSeq names its product neutrophil cytosolic factor 2 (gene ncf2). Gene Ontology annotation, cellular component: NADPH oxidase complex. The transcript is spliced from 14 exons. Gene Ontology annotation, biological process: phagocytosis; respiratory burst; superoxide anion generation. Bases 40 to 1527 code for a protein of 495 amino acids. The record is from RefSeq and is a predicted model, not a curated record. Gene Ontology annotation, molecular function: protein binding; superoxide-generating NADPH oxidase activator activity. Lineage: Eukaryota; Metazoa; Chordata; Actinopteri; Siluriformes; Ariidae.
AGAGGUUUUCAGUAAGGGUUCAGCUGCAGCUGAGGGAACAUGUCCUUCGUGAACACCCUGCGUCAGUGGGAUGAAGCAGUGGCAUGUGUAGAGAAAAAGGACCUAGUCUCUGCUCUCAGGAUAUUCCUGGACAUUGAGGAUAAGACCUCAAAAAUCAACUUUAACAUCGGAUGCCUCCAUCUGAAUAACAAUGAGCUGGAUGCUGCUGAGAAGGCAUUUGACAGUAGCAUCGGCAAAGAUCAGUAUCUGGCUGUUGCUUUUUUUCAGCGGGGAAUUACAUUCUACAAAAAAGAAAGGUUUGAAGAGUCACUGAUGGAUUUCCAGCAAGCUUUUAAGGAGCUGAGAGGGAAUUCCCUGAUAGACUACAAACCUCUCGGACUGAUGUAUAAGCUUUAUGCUUGUGAGGUGUUGCACAAUACUGGCCUUGUCUAUGCGCAGAUGGGAAACUGGGAGAAAGCUCAGGAAAAUCUGUUUUUAGCUCUUAAGGUCCGCACAGAAUCCAAAUUCACCCACAUCGACAAGGCUCUGGAAUCCAUUCUGAAACAGAAGCUCUUUCCUAUGGUGACGAUUCGACCAGAACUGAUGUUCAAACCCAAUAAGCACUAUGUGGCAGAGCUAGAGAAAAAGGACUACCUUGGAAAGGCCAAGGUUAUAUCUUCUGUGGUUCCUGCUGAUAAUUUCUCAGGUUUUGCUCCUCUUCAGCCUCAGGUUGAAGAUGUGCCGGCUCAACCCAAGGCACCAGAAGUACUGAGAGCUCUCGAAGGUGAACCACACACUGUUCUGUACGAGUUCAUUCCUGAGACCAAAGAAGAACUGGCUGUGUUACCUGGGAACAUCGUCUUCGUUCUUCAGAGAGGGACUGACAACUGGGCAUCUGUUAUUUUUAACGAAAGGAGAGGGUUGGUUCCCUACAAUUUCCUGGAGCCAUUGGAUAUUACAGUGGCCUCAAAAAUGGUGCAGGUUGCACCACCCAGCAUCAGCAACGAAGACAUACCCGCGCCACCAAGACGAGCAGCACCCAGUAAACCUGUGGAUAAAGCAGACCAGAGGGACACCACAGCAGAGACUAAAGCCGCUGAUGAUUUCUCAAAAUGCAUUGUGAAAGUGCACUUCCUGUUUACCAUAUCCAUCUGCAUUACACCAGGACAGUCAUAUAAAGCUGUUCUCAAGAUCAUCAGCUCUAAACUCAAGCGACCUGCUUCUACACUCACUCUGAGUUAUUUAAAGCCUGGAUCUACUGAGAAAGUAACAGUUAACGAGUCAGAGAUGGAGGUGUUGUGGACCUGCGUGAGCAACAAUCGCCUCACACUGUGGUGUUCAGCCACCGAGGAUGAUACUCUAGCUCAGGAAAAGGUGGUGGCUUUGUAUGCUUAUGAAGCAGCCACACCUGAAGAUCUGGAAUUUGCUCAAGGCGAUGUCAUCACUAUCCUGUCGAAAGUGAAUGAAGAGUGGUUUGAGGGCGAAUGCAAUGGGAAGAGUGGCAUUUUUCCGUCAUCUUUUGUUGUAUAUCAUGAAGAUAAUCAGUAGAUGGAGGCAAGUCUGACUGAUAAAAUCUGAAUGCCAAAGAUUAUUGGAUUAUUUAAAGCUCAAGUUUAAUUUAACCAGCAAUGUUAAAGUGCAAUGCUAUAUCUGCAAAUACUUACAUUGUAAUUUUCCUUAUAGACUUGGAUAAUAUGAGCCCAUUACAUUAUUUUAUUGACAUAUUUUAGCUUUUUUGGAAAAAAAAAACUUUUUGGCUUAAAGUUGCAAAUAAAGCACUUGGUAAAAUAUACCAAAGAACCUUUUAUUACUGAUCA